Messenger RNA from Solanum dulcamara, 685 nucleotides. Its product is annotated as protein RADIALIS-like 1. The record is from RefSeq and is a predicted model, not a curated record. Bases 138 to 419 code for a protein of 93 amino acids. Lineage: Eukaryota; Viridiplantae; Streptophyta; Magnoliopsida; Solanales; Solanaceae. The transcript has 2 exons. Gene Ontology annotation, molecular function: DNA-binding transcription factor activity.
UCAAAAUAAUACCUUCAUCCUCCAGCAUAUAAGGAGCUCAAAAAUACUAUCUCUUUACCACAAAAAAAACCUUAUAUUAUAUCCCCCCUUGACUUAUAUUUUCCCUUCUUCUUCUUCUUGUUCAAUUCAUUACUAAAAUGGCCACAAAUUGGACAACAAAGCAAAACAAGAAGUUUGAGGAGGCAUUGGUUAUGUAUGACAAGGACAAUAGUGGUGAAAAAUGGCAUAAUAUAGCCAGAUAUGUUGGUGGCAAAUCUGUUGAAGAAGUUAGAAGGCAUUAUGAUCUUUUACUUAAGGAUAUUUCCCAAAUUGAAAAUGGUCAAGUCCCUUUGCCUAAUUACAGGACUACUUCUGAUCAAACCAAUGCUAGAGGAUAUGCUAAUGAACAAAGGCUUCUGAAGAAUCUAAAGCUACAGUAAGCAGAAGGUUGGACUCAUAGUCAACAGUCAACGCCAUAUUUAUCCAAAUAUCUGUAUAAAAUUCCAAAAAUCUGGAAUCUCUAAUUAACUGUAAAUUCGUGUUUAAUUAAGUGCGUCUUAUCUUCUGUAUUAUUUAAAUCAUUGUUGCCCAAUUAAGAGGUAAGAAAAAUGUGUACGUAACUUAUGUUUUUCAGCUUUAAAUGUACCUUUAUUUCUGCUUAAGCUAUCAUCCUAUGAUAUAUAAAUUUGAGAUUUUUUAGGUUUAA